This is a messenger RNA of Xenia sp. Carnegie-2017, 2541 nucleotides long. Its product is annotated as ceramide glucosyltransferase-like. Lineage: Eukaryota; Metazoa; Cnidaria; Anthozoa; Malacalcyonacea; Xeniidae. Gene Ontology annotation, cellular component: ribonucleoprotein complex; membrane. Bases 125 to 2266 code for a protein of 713 amino acids. Gene Ontology annotation, molecular function: ceramide glucosyltransferase activity; RNA binding. Gene Ontology annotation, biological process: glucosylceramide biosynthetic process. The record is from RefSeq and is a predicted model, not a curated record. The transcript is spliced from 12 exons.
AUCAGCUUGCCCUUCAAAACACCUGAACAUCUGACAAUUGAAUCCAAAUUGAGAGCGUGUCGCUCAAUUUUUUCCUUUAUUUUUGUUUUAUUUUCCUUUUCUGUUUUGGUUGUCGAAACAAGCAAUGGAUUUAUCAUAUGCUCAAGAUAAUUCGGAAAACAACAAUUUAAUUGUAAAUUAUCUACCGCCGAGUAUGACUGAAGACGAAAUUUCCAAGCUGUUCAGUUCAGUCGGCGAAGUGUGCGAGUGUAAGUUGAUUCGAGAUAAGCUCAGUAAACACAGUAUGGGCUAUGCGUUUGUAAAUUUUAAAUAUCCCGAUGAUGCGAAGAACGCGAUUGGAACACUGGAUAAACUUCGACUUCAAGAUAAAACCAUCAAAGUGAGCUACGCUAGACCCUCGUCGUCCGACAUUAAAAACGCCAAUUUAUAUGUUAGUGGCCUGCCUGAGACAAUGUUAAUUGAAGAGCUCGAAGAGAUGUUCAGUAGAUUUGGCAUGAUCAUCACUUCGAAGAUCCUUCGACAUCCCGAUGGUAAAAGUCGCGGAGCUGGUUUUAUACGAUUUGACAAACGCUCCCAGGCCGAAGUGGCUAUAAGAAAUCUCAAUGGAACUCUACCAGAUGGGGCUGACAGGCAAAUCAAUGUGAAAUUUGCAAAUCCUCCUUAUGGGAAUAAAGGAAAAAGGGUUUCGGAUAAUCAGUAUUUGAGUUCAAAUAAUAGCAUCCCAUUGGUUAAUGGUCGAGGGCAGAGUUAUGGAAAUGGUAACGUUGGUCAUGUGUAUCCACAAGGUAAUAACUAUAGAUAUUCUCCAAUGAAUCCAGUUUCAAGUUCACCAAUGUCAGUGGGUGUAUCUGCUAGUAAUCCCAAUACCUCUUUCAAUGGUACAACUUGGUGUAUAUUUGUGUAUAAUUUGCCGCCUAAUUCUGAUGAAAAACUUCUUUAUGAACUUUUUGCCCCAUUUGGUGCUAUUCUGAAUGCAAAGGUUGUUGUGGAUGCAGAAGGUCAACCAAAGGGAUAUGGGUUUGUUAAUAUGCCAGAUUAUCAGGCUGCAUUUACUGCAAUAUGUGGCUUAAAUGGUAAACCAAUGCCUCAUGGGAAAACUUUGCAAGUUUCCUUUAAAACAUCAAGAAAUAAGAAAAUGAAACUUCAUAAAUACAAUCAUUCAUCCAAUUCUGAUACAACGAACUCAAGUGCCAAUUCUUGCCCAGGUGUUACCAUGCUGAAGCCUCUAGUUGGAGACGAUGAUAAUCUAAAGAUCAAUUUGAAAAGUUGUUUGGAUAUCAACUAUACCAAGCUUGAAAUUCUGUUUUGCGUGCAAGAUGAGCAUGAUCCAGCAGCAAGGACUGUUGAAAAAUUAAUUGAUCAGCAUCCAGAUGCAGAUGUCAAGCUUCUUACAUGCGGUGGAGGUGUUGGUGGUGUGAAUCCUAAAAUCAAUAACAUGUUACAAGGUUACAAAGUUGCAAAAUAUGAUCUGUUGUGGAUUAAUGAUAGUUCACUUUUUGUUCACCCUGAUACUCUGAAAAAUAUGGUUCUUAACAUGACUGCAGAUGUUGGAAUCGCACAUCAGGUACCAUUUUUAGUAAACAAGUCAUCUUUCACAGGAAUAUUACAAAAGGUUUAUUUUGGAACUCAACAUUCCCGUGUGUAUCUCUUUGCCAAUGCCAUGGGUUUUACAUGCACCAAUGGGAUGUCAAUGCUGUUGAGGAAACACGUUAUAGAUGAUAUAGGUGGUCUUCAAGAGUUUUCAUCUUACAUAGCGGAGGAUUUUUUCAUUAGUAAAUCAUUUGUAGACAGAGGUUGGAAGAUUGCGCUGAGCUGUUACCCAGCGUUGCAAAAUCCAUCAAGAAUAAGCUUUUCAUCUUUUUUUUCCAGAAUGGUUCGAUGGACCCGUUUACGUGUUACAAUGAUGCCUGUGAUCGGUGUACUGGAACCAUUGACGGAAUGUUUAGUGAUAGGAUUGCUGGGCUCUUGUGGGGCGAAAUAUUUAUUGGGUUUUAGUGCAUGGAAAGUUUUACUGGGUCAUUGUUUGUUAUGGUUUUCUGCAGAUAUACUGUUGCUAAAUAUCAUGCAGGGACCUGAUACGUUGCCACCAUUUCGUAAAAUAGUUUUUGCAUGGCUUUUACGAGAGACAUGGACCUAUAUCAUAUUUCUGCGAGGGAUGUGUGGACGAAAAAUCUCUUGGAAGAAAGGAGCAUACCGUAUCAAGACAGGAGGAAAGGCAUUUCGUAUUCAAGGCAUGAAAAUCGAGGAUGAUAAACAUUGUCUUUAAUGGCAAAAUCUCCUUUUAAUAAAUUAAUUCUUUUAAUUGAAUUAUUUACCACGCAAAGUUUCGUUACACAUAAUCUGCUGUAGCGUACGUAGCCCGUCUAUAUACUCCCGCUAUGUUAAUAUUCUGUUCAGUGACAAUGAAAACAAGAUAUUUGUAAAUAACUGAAGGCAAUCAUUUAAAAUUUACAUAGCGGAAGUUAAUCUGCUAAGCUACUGAACGUAUGUCGAGAAAUAUUUGAAAUUAUUAGAAUAUUAAAUGAGAAAUAAUAGUGACAA